AUGUCGACACGAGGUUCAGCCAUGAGUGUGUUCCCACCUGUUCGCAAGGACCGCGUCAUCCCGCAGCUCCCUCACUGCUUCCGCAAGGAUGCCGCGCUCCAUGUCGAAAGCGACUUCAACCCCAAAGUGAAAGCUGCAUGCCAGGAGCAGCGCACUGGCACAGUCGGGUUUAAAAUCUCCAAGGUUAUCGUAGUUGGCGACUUAGCUGUGGGCAAAACCUGUCUAAUUAACAGGUUUUGCAAGGACAUUUUUGACAAGAAUUACAAGGCCACCAUCGGCGUGGACUUCGAGAUGGAGCGCUUCGAGGUGCUCGGCGUUCCUUUUAGCUUGCAGCUGUGGGAUACGGCAGGUCAGGAGAGAUUCAAGUGUAUCGCUUCAACGUAUUACAGAGGAGCGCAAGUUGUGAUCAUCGUGUUUGAUGUUACUGAUGUGGCGUCUUUGGAGCACACCAGGCAAUGGCUUGAAGAUGCCCUGAGAGAGAACGACCCCACAGCAGUUCAGCUGUUUCUUGUUGGCACCAAGAAAGAUAAGAGUUCACCUGCUCAGUACUUGAAGAUUGAACAGGACGCCCUUCAGGUGGCGCAGGAGAUGCGAGCAGAGUACUGGGCGCUCUCAUCUCUGACAGGGGAGAACGUGAAAGAGUUCUUUUUCCGGGUGGCAUCGCUGGCGUUCGAAACAAAUGUCCUUGCUGAGCUGGAGAAGAGCGAAACGAGGCAAAUAGGCAACAUCAUCAAAAUCCAGAGCAAUACUAGCAACCUAUAUAACACAUCCAAGAAGAAGAAACAACCGGCCUGCUGUCAGUGA
Nerophis lumbriciformis (worm pipefish) is the source of this 804-nucleotide messenger RNA. NCBI's taxonomy places the organism in Eukaryota, Metazoa, Chordata, Actinopteri, Syngnathiformes, Syngnathidae. The record is from RefSeq and is a predicted model, not a curated record.